GUCAGAAUGCGUUGCCUAGUAACAGGAUGUAAACAUUCUGUCGGUAACGUUUUGCAGCGCUGGCUUGGCUAGACGACCUGCUUCGUUCUUCGCUAUUAAAUAACGAAUGCGCUGUUAUCCGGACAUUACUGAGCGCUUACGAUGACUCUUUCAGAGAAGAACACGACCACCUGGAGACGCAGGGACACGUUUCCAAAUAUUAGAGCGGCAGGGAAAGUCAUACCACUAGGCGACAGGGCAAAGGCCUGUCUGCAGGAAAUAACACCAAGGACUGCCACACCUCCAGUGGUUAGGAAAUUUCUCAGCAGCACCCGGCCGGAGGCAGGAGUGAUCCGGGUGUUCUUUGGAAAAGCGAAUGACCCUGAUAUUGCCAGUACACUAGUCCAUGGAAUAAGCACAAGACCGUCCAUCACUAGUGGAUCUGUGAUCAACCCACAGCCUAAGACUCGCUACCAGGAGAGGCUUUGUGAGCUUCAGGAGGCCAUUUAUGACAGCAAACAGAAAGCUCCUCUUGGAAGGUCCCAAGUUAAGGGUCCCGGGCUUCCAGACUGGAUUGACCCUGAGAAAACAGCGUUUGGUGUUAAAUCGCUUCUCCCUUGUAACGCUGGCGAGAUCAUCAAUCCCCCCAAAACAGCGGGGCAGGUGGAAAAGGAGGCGCAGGAAGGACAUGAGCAGUAUGUUCGCUCACAUAGCUCCUACUUUGUCGGUGAGCGUGUGGAUAGAAGAUACAACAAGAGUACAUACAGUAAGGACAGCAGGUUUGGUGUGUCCACUCCCCAUCGCCAUGACGGACACAACGUGUUCAGGUCUCUCCAUUGGCUCGGCGACAUGCAGGCGAACUACAGUGCAAAACUUGUCUCAAAGCGAUGUGAAGACUUCAGAGAGAGGACACAGCCGCAGAUAGGCAAAGUUCAUGACCCAAUUGCAGACACCUUGAGGGUCCCAGCUGACCACACAUUUGGAGUUUUGCUGCCUCCAGACAAGUUUGGUGCAGGUGACCUCCUCCACUCCACCCCACCUUCAGAGCACGUGAGGGGGCAGGACAGGAGGCGUGCUCUGGUCAGCGCCGUACAACAGCACUUGAAGAAGGCCAACUUCCACAACUUUACUUCCCUGCUGCAAGCAUUCAGACACUACGACAAGAAAGAUCAGGGGAAGAUUGAUAAGGAGGACCUGCGGGACAUGUGCCAUCAGUUUAACUUGGACCUGAGCGGUGACGUCCUGGACGGCCUCAUGGACUACUGCGAUGUCGAUAAAGACGGCCUCAUCAACUUCCUGGAAUUUGCCAACUUUCUUAAUUGGAAAGACAAAAUGCCCAUCAGUAAAGCAGAGCAGAGGAUUUUAACAAGAGGACGCAAUGCUAGUAGUGCCCCAGCCAACAUCCAGAGAGUGGAGCUCCAGAGAUCAGACUCAGAGAAGCAGGCCUGGUCAGAAAGCCUGGCCAGGCCUGAAGACCUGGAGCCUGUGGAGGUGUGGAGCACCCUAAAGACCCCCAGAACACUCUGCAGGUCGAGAGCAGAGAGGGAUCGCUUCGUCACCUCCUCGUCAUUCAUCUCCGCUGUCGUGGGUGGGCUUCCCACUACCGAUUAUCGGACGUACGGAGUUCCAUCAGUGCGUACGGAUCUACCCGCCCCGCGUAUCAAGCGCAUCAGCGACCGUACAAACUAUGGAGACGAGGCCACAGCGUAUGACCUGCUGUAUCCCACCCUGCACUCACUUUUUGGAGUGCAUGAGAAACACUUCUUCUCCCCUCGCAGCAAAGAUGAGAUACUGCAGAUUUUCCGGAAUGUGGGCCUGCGUGUUUCCGAACAGAUGUUUGAGGAGGCCUGGAAGUUAGCAUCCAUGAGACAUCCUGCUGGUGAAGUGUGCGUGGAGAGCUUCCGGAAUGUUCUCAGAGAACUACAGGCAAAUUAA
Messenger RNA from Colossoma macropomum (tambaqui), 1914 nucleotides. RefSeq names its product EF-hand domain family, member B (gene efhb). NCBI's taxonomy places the organism in Eukaryota, Metazoa, Chordata, Actinopteri, Characiformes, Serrasalmidae. Gene Ontology annotation, molecular function: calcium ion binding. The record is from RefSeq and is a predicted model, not a curated record. The transcript is spliced from 13 exons. The coding region runs from base 142 to 1914 and encodes 590 amino acids.